AUUUCAAGCAAAAAAGCCAAUGAAAUCGUCUUUUGGGGCUUUAUGAUUCAAUAUCUGAGAUAACAGGGAACAGCAUUUGCAUUCUUCUUAAAUGAGCACUCGAAAGAGUAUCUCAAAAUAGACUGUUUUGAAUGAAUAGACUAGAACACAGUUAAUUUUAUGAAAGAUUUAUUCAUUGAGUGGUCAUUUGAGCAGAGUGCAAAUGCUGUUCUCUGUUAUCUCAAAUAUUGAAUCAUAAGGCCCCAAAAAAUGAUUUCAUUGCCCUUUUUUUGCUUGAAAUUUAUUUCAAAAAUGUGUGAAAUAAAGAAAAGGCAGAAAUAUAAUUUUUCAUUGAAUAAAAUUUAAAAAAAUACCAAAUGUUGUUAAAGCCUCAUUUACAGUUCGAAAAAAAAUUGCAUUGAUGCGAAAAAAAUUACAUUGAUUUUUGAGUACCUAACUCGGGCAUGCGAAAAAACAAUUUGGUAUUCCCCACAAUAUUUUUUCAUACAAAAGAAUGGACCGGCAAUUGUUUUGCAUGCAAAAAAAUGGUGAGGAAUACCAAAUAUUUUUUUCGCAUGACCGAUUUGGGUACAAUCAAUGCAAAUUUUUUUUUUCGCAUGGUGAACUGUAAAUUAGGCUUGAACUGUUUUCACAAAUUAAUUAUAAUCGUCGAUUAGUAAAAAUAAUUUGCCAUGUUAAAUAAAACGAAAAAAUUCUUGUUUUGGAAAAUAACAACAGAGAGAAAAUCAUUUUUCUUCAAAACAAAACAUCUAGAGAAAAAAUCUGCAAUUUUGUAGCAAAAAUCCAUUAUUAUUAUUAUUUUUUAAAAAAAAUUCUAAGAAAACGAAUAAAAAUACAACGAGAAAAAUGCCAUUUCGUACAAAUUUAAAACCAAAGAAAUUGUUAGUUCGAAAAAAUUUCCCAUGAAUAUGAAAAUUCAUGGAAUUCUCUAAUAAAUUUUUUAAUUCCAAAGAAACCGAAUACAAAAACCAUUUCAACCGAAACUGAGCAAUUUCUUUUUGAUCAAAUUUGGUGAACUAGCUCAAAUUUGUCUGGGAAAUGGUUAAAUGUCGUCAUUGACAGACGUUGUCAAAUGUAUAUGUCGAAUAUGAUUGGCGCUCCAAUAAAAAUUCCCUUCGAAAUGUCAUUUUAUGACGUUUAGCUUUACAUGCGAUACAUUUCACCGAAAGAGAAAAAAAAGAGCUCAGAUUGGCACUGCAUCUUAUCGUCGUCGAGUGUGCGACGCAUAGAUUUUAAUUUCUACUGUAAGUCAAUUCAAUUGUCAAUAAAUAAACCGAACCCAACCGCAAACUCCAUCGGCUGGCAGAGUGCUAGAGUGAAUAUAUAAUUUAGUUAAUAAAAUAGUUAGCAUAUUUUUAGGUGAUUAAGUGUGUAUAAUGAUUACAUUAAGUGGAAGCAAAGGUCUUCGACAAUCGAGAUAUUUAUUGAUCAACAUUAUAUCGAGUGCAAAAUGUUUGUCCACGCAAACCGUUCGAAAUGCAAGACUGGCUGAAGUGGGAAAAUUGGUGGUACCAAAAGUGCACGAGAAGUAUGAAACGGGCCAAUUUUUUUUGCAUCGCGUGUUUGGCUAUCGGGGAGUCAUUCUAUUUCCGUGGCGUGCCAAAAUUUAUGACAGAAAUACGUAUACAACGCCUUAUGGCGAUUCAACCGCUGAAAAAACGUCGCCAAUUGCCAAUGAAACAGAUACAUUGAAUAAGGAUACGACGUCAACGGCGGCGACGGCUUCAGAUGAAGGUGUAACUAAAGGUAAACAAGGUUGGGAAAAUAUAGAAACAAUUAAAGAAUUUUCACCCACUGAAGGUGAUUCAACGAGGAAUGAUGGCAAAAAGGAAGUAUCGGUCGAUAUUCAAACCUACUACCAAGUUCUAAUUGACUCCAGAGAUUGUCCACAUGUCAGAGCCCAAACGGAAGCCGUCACAUUCUUGAGCAACAAAGAUUCGAAUCGAAAUUUGUAUGCAAUUCCUGGACUUGACUAUGUGUCCCAUGAAGAUAUUAUCCCUUAUUCGGUGUGGAAUCGUGAUCGCAAACCGUUGCGGCAUGAGCUGUUUGAUAAAUUUUUGGUGCACACCGGCAAGAACGAUGUUUCGUUCAAGGCAUCGGAAACGUUGUACGCGUGGCAGGAGAAAAAUCAUCCAUGGCUUGAAUUAACCGAGGUUCAUCGAGAAACAACUGAGAAUAUACGAGUGACUGUGAUACCGUUUUAUAUGGGCAGCAGGCAGACACCCCGUACACCAGUUCAUUGGUGGCGAUACAGCAUUCGUUUGGAAAACUUGGGUCAAUUGAGUGUGCAGUUGCGUGAGAGACACUGGAGAAUAUUUGCUCUGUCCGGCACAUUGGAAACAGUCCGAGGCCGUGGUGUUGUUGGCCAAGAGCCAAUACUCAAUUCACGGGCACCAGCUUUUCAAUAUUCGUCGCACAUUAGUCUGCAGGCUCCAUCGGGCCAUAUGUGGGGUACAUUUUUAAUGGAACGAGAGGAUGGUAUUAGUUUCGAUUGUCGUAUUCCGCCAUUUUCCCUGGAUAGUACAUCCAAUUUGGAUACCAAUGAAUAUAAUGAAUAAGGCCUCUUUCCACCAUAAUCAUUCAAAUUUUCAUAAAUUUUGCUUCAAACCUCCACUUACAACGCUGUUCUCAAAUCGAACUGCAUAGGACUUUCUUUUUUUUUUGUUUAGAAAAAAGUAAAAAAAAAAUGCGAAAAAAACUAUUAAAAUUAUUUAAAGAACGUUAAAAAA
This is a messenger RNA of Sitodiplosis mosellana (orange wheat blossom midge), 2729 nucleotides long. It is a transcript of the gene POLDIP2, whose product is annotated as polymerase delta-interacting protein 2. Gene Ontology annotation, biological process: error-free translesion synthesis. Bases 1377 to 2558 code for a protein of 393 amino acids. Gene Ontology annotation, molecular function: DNA binding. The transcript is spliced from 6 exons. Gene Ontology annotation, cellular component: mitochondrial nucleoid; nucleus. The record is from RefSeq and is a predicted model, not a curated record. Lineage: Eukaryota; Metazoa; Arthropoda; Insecta; Diptera; Cecidomyiidae.